AAAUAAGAGAGGUUGGAAAAGCAAAGCACUAAAAAGUUCAGGAGAAUCAGGGGAAGGUUCUUGGAAGAGGUGGCAGUUAAAUUGGAUUUCAAAGAAUAAGCUGGAGAAGAAAGACAUCCAAAAUGGGGGUGGUGGUGUUGGCAACAAGAUAGUUUGUGUGAAGUGCUUUAAAACAGUUGAGUGAGCAGUGGUGUACAGAAUUGAUAAUAUUUCUGGUCAGAUGAAGGGACAGAUUUGAAGGCCAGGGAGAAUCUUUUUGGUGGCAACUAUGAAGAGCCAGAGGGGAAAUAAUAUAAUCUAAGAAGCCUUAAGGUGGCCAAGGAGGCUGUAGACCAAAUGGCCGUUGAAGACUCUUGUUGGCAGGGCCAGCCGGGCUGCUAGUCUGAGCUGGCAGUGUUUGUGCCUUCAGAGCCACUUGCUUGUCCCAGCAGCAACCUUCUUCCUCUUCUCAGAAACUUCUCAGCUUCCUCAGCCUGCACUGUGUCCUUCUGACAUCACAGGCAGGUCUGGAAACCUCAUUCAUCCUUGGGUCUCUGGAACUCAUAAUCCUAAAAUGUCUUGCCUGGUCUGGAACGUCUUUUCUGUUUCCCCCAUCCAGGAAGUCCAAAGCCUAUCAAAUUAUCUUUCCCCAGAUCGAGAGUUAAUCAUCAGCUUCUUAUGUAAAUCAGAACAGGAAAGUCUUGCUUGGUCAAUUCGUUUGAGAAUAUUGUUCUGAUGCUGUUCUUCAGUAACUGCUGCCUCUGCCUGCCUAUUCAGCAUUUGCCUGUUAACAAGAAGCUCUUUCUGGCUCCCGACUGAAGCUCUCUGAGGCCAGCAGCAGCCGUCGAUAUUCACAGAGUGCAGGCAGGCAGCCAAAUGAGCGGGAAUUGGGUGCACCCAGGCCAGAUCCUAAUUUGGGCUAUCUGGGUCCUUGCAGCCUCCAGCAAGGGGCCUUCUGCUGAAGGGCCACAGAGGAACACCAGGCUGGGAUGGAUUCAGGGCAAGCAAGUCACUGUGCUGGGAAGCCCUGUGCCUGUGAACGUGUUCCUCGGAGUCCCCUUUGCUGCUCCCCCACUGGGAUCCCUGCGAUUUACGAACCCGCAGCCUGCAUCGCCCUGGGAUAACUUGCGAGAAGCUACCUCCUACCCUAAUUUGUGCCUCCAGAACUCAGAGUGGCUGCUCUUAGAUCAACAUAUGCUCAAGGUGCAUUACCCCAAAUUCGGAGUGUCAGAAGACUGCCUCUACCUGAACAUCUAUGCGCCUGCCCACGCCGAUGCAGGCUCCAAGCUCCCCGUCUUGGUGUGGUUCCCAGGGGGUGCCUUCAAGACUGGCUCAGCCUCCAUCUUUGAUGGGUCUGCCCUGGCUGCCUAUGAGGAUGUGCUGGUUGUGGUCAUCCAGUACCGGCUGGGAAUAUUUGGCUUCUUCACCACAUGGGAUCAGCACGCUCCAGGGAACUGGGCCUUCAAGGACCAGGUGGCUGCUCUGUCCUGGGUCCAGAAGAACAUCGAGUUCUUCGGUGGGGACCCCAGCUCUGUGACCAUCUUUGGCGAGUCCGCGGGAGCCAUAAGUGUUUCUAGUCUUAUACUGUCUCCCAUGGCCAAAGGCUUAUUCCACAAAGCCAUCAUGGAGAGUGGGGUGGCCAUCAUCCCUUACCUGAAGGCCCAUGAUUAUGAGAAGAGUGAGGACCUGCAGGUGGUUGCACAUUUCUGUGGUGACAAUGCAUCAGACUCUGAGGCCCUGCUGAGGUGCCUGAGGACAAAAUCCUCCAAGGAGCUGCUGACCCUCAGCCAGAAAACAAAGUCUUUCACUCAAGUGGUUGAUGGUGCUUUCUUUCCUAAUGAGCCUCUAGAUCUAUUGUCUCAGAAAGCAUUUAAAGCAAUUCCUUCCAUCAUCGGAGUCAAUAACCAUGAGUGUGGCUUCCUGCUGCCUAUGAAGGAGGCUCCUGAGAUCCUCAGUGGCUCCAACAAGUCCCUUGCCCUCCAUCUGAUACAAAACAUCCUGCACAUCCCGCCUCAGUAUUUGCACCUUGUGGCUAAUGAAUACUUCCAUGACAAGCACUCCCUGACUGAAAUCCGAGACAGUCUUCUGGACUUGCUUGGAGAUGUGCUCUUUGUGGUGCCUGCACUGAUCACAGCUCGAUAUCACAGAGAUGCUGGUGCACCUGUCUACUUCUAUGAGUUUCGGCACCGGCCUCAGUGCUUUGAAGACACGAAGCCAGCUUUUGUCAAAGCCGACCACGGUGAUGAAGUCCGCUUUGUGUUCGGUGGUGCCUUCCUGAAGGGUGACAUUGUUAUGUUCGAAGGAGCCGUGGAGAAGGAGAAGUUACUGAGCCGGAAGAUGAUGAAAUACUGGGCUACCUUUGCUCGAACCGGGCAUCCUAAUGGAGACGACCUGUUUCUGUGGCCAGCCUAUAAUCUGACCGAGCAGUAUCUGCAGCUGGACUUGAGCGUCGGACAGAGACUCAAAGAACCGCGGGUGGAGUUUUGGACCAGCACCAUCCCCCUGAUCCUGUCUGCCUCCGACACGCUCCACAGUCCUCUUUCUUCCUUAACUUUCCUCUCUCUCCUCCAGCCUUUCUUUUUCUCUUGUGCUCCUUGAGAAGUUACCGUUCUGUGAUUUUGCUUUCCCUUCUCCUCCUACAAUUUCUCCGGCAAUCAUUAGCUUCUUUCUGAGCUCAGCUGCUUUCUAUGGGGAACUUCGCAGAACAAGCUGCUUUCGCUGAUAUUUUAUGGACUUAAGAAUGAUCCUUACGGAAUUCUUUUCAACAUCAAAAAGUGCAAUUUGUCUUGGAAGGCAACAAGAUUUCUUCAAUAAAUUUGAAGGAGGGCUGGC
Molecule: messenger RNA, 2811 nt
Organism: Nomascus leucogenys (northern white-cheeked gibbon)
Lineage: Eukaryota; Metazoa; Chordata; Mammalia; Primates; Hylobatidae
Gene: CES5A
Product: carboxylesterase 5A
Source: RefSeq, a predicted model, not a curated record